This is a messenger RNA of Oryza sativa Japonica Group (Japanese rice), 1482 nucleotides long. Lineage: Eukaryota; Viridiplantae; Streptophyta; Magnoliopsida; Poales; Poaceae. The record is from RefSeq and is a predicted model, not a curated record.
AUGGAGGGAGUACAGCUACUACUCCCUGUGGCACAAGGGGCGAACCCUUGCAUUGCACUUGUUACUGCCGGCAUGGCCGUGUUAGCAACUGCCUGCUGGUUGGUGAUCCGUUUGGUCUUUGUGAAAGGGAACACCGAUCGUCGCCCAUGCGAAGCAGACGGGAUGAGGAUGGUGCCGGGGUCCAGGGGCCUCCCUAUCAUCGGCGAGACGCUCGAGUUCCUCGCCCUGAGCCCCUCCCUUCAGAUCCCCGCCUUCUUCCAACGCCGUUUUGAUAGGUAUGGUCCACUUUUCAAAACUAACAUGAUUAUGGAAGACCUGAUUGUUUCCCUCGAUCCGGAGGUGACCAACUUUGUGUUCCAACAAGAAGAAAGGCUUUUCCAGAUGUGGUAUCCGGACUCGUUCAUCAGGAUCAUUGGCACCGACAGUCUGAUCAGGACACACGGGUUGUUACACAGGCAUAUCAAGAACCUGGCCCUCCGGCUUUUCGGCCCUGAAAAUCUCAGGCGAGAAAUUAUCCAUGAUGUGCAGAAAACGGUGGAGGCUAGCCUUUCCUCAUGGCUUAAUCAGCCAAGCAUCGAGCUCAAGGAGGCAGUCUCAAGCAUGAUAUUCAAGGUUACAGCAAAGAAGUUAAUCAGCUAUGAUUCCUCGACCUCCGACGGAAAGAUGUGGAAACAGUACGAUGCUUUCACUCAGGGACUUUUUGCAUUUCCAUUAUGCAUUCCUGGCACUGCAUUCUACAAAUGCAUGCAGGGGCGAAAGAAUGUCAUCAAGAUGCUGAAAGAAAUACUCGAUGAGAGGAAGAACACAGAAGAGCACCAUGAAAGCGUUGACUUCUUUGAUGUGAUAGAGGAAGUUAAGGCCAAGAAUCCUGAUCAAAUGACCGAGAAUGCCGUGUUGGACUUGCUCUUUUUGCUUCUAUUUGCCAGCUUCGAAACCACAUCAUCCGGAAUAACUGCAAUGCUUAUAUUUUUGACAGAUAAUCCCGAAGCCUUGCAAGAACUAAUAGAGGAGCAUAAUAACAUUCGGAAGAGAAAGGCUGAUAAGAACUCCGAAAUCACGUGGGAGGAAUACAAGUCUAUGAAAUUCACAUCUCAUGUUAUACAUGAAGCUUUAAGGCUGGCAAGCAUCGCUCCAGUGAUGUUUAGAGAAGCCAUAGAGGAUGUUCAUAUAAAAGGUUUUGCUAUCCCAAAAGGAUCAAAAAUUAUGAUUUGUCCUUACACUGUUCACUUAAACCCUGUGGUUUAUAAGGACCCCAACACAUUCAAUCCUUGGAGAUGGAAGGAUAUUCCUGAACCUGCUAGUGGUGCCUCCAAGGAUUUCAUGGCCUUUGGAGGGGGGCUGCGCUUGUGUGUUGGUGCUCAUUUUGCCAAGCUGCAGAUGGCGGUUUUCCUCCACUGCCUAGUCACAAGUCCAGAUUCGGCCAUCCUUGACGAGUCAUAUGUGUCGAGCUUAUAUGACCUAUUUUGGAUGACGCAUCUCUAA